Neogale vison (American mink) is the source of this 2445-nucleotide messenger RNA. RefSeq names its product dystrobrevin beta (gene DTNB). Gene Ontology annotation, biological process: synaptic signaling. Bases 220 to 2106 code for a protein of 628 amino acids. The transcript is spliced from 22 exons. NCBI's taxonomy places the organism in Eukaryota, Metazoa, Chordata, Mammalia, Carnivora, Mustelidae. Gene Ontology annotation, cellular component: plasma membrane; synapse. Gene Ontology annotation, molecular function: zinc ion binding. The record is from RefSeq and is a predicted model, not a curated record.
UCCGGGGCCUGAGCGGGCGCCGCCGCCACCUCAGCCGCCCGGGCCGGGCCGGAGGAGGCGGAGGAGGCUGCGGCCGUCUGAGACCUUCUCGACGUCCCCAGCUCCGGCCGGGAAGAGAAGAGAAAAGAAGAAGUGUUAGAGGAAGGAUAGUGAAGAAUUUUCCUGAAAUAAGCAAGGACGUUACUUCUCUUUCAGGGAAGUUUGACUGUUUACACUAAGAUGAUUGAGGAAAGUGGAAAUAAGCGGAAGACCAUGGCUGAGAAGAGGCAGCUGUUCAUAGAAAUGCGUGCUCAGAAUUUUGAUGUCAUACGACUAUCAACUUACAGAACAGCUUGCAAGUUACGAUUUGUACAAAAACGAUGCAACCUCCACCUGGUUGAUAUCUGGAACAUGAUUGAAGCCUUCCGAGACAAUGGCCUUAAUACACUGGACCAUUCCACUGAGAUCAGUGUGUCCCGCCUCGAAACCGUCAUCUCCUCUGUCUACUACCAGCUGAACAAGCGCCUUCCUUCCACUCACCAGAUCAGCGUGGAGCAGUCCAUCAGCCUCCUCCUCAACUUUAUGAUUGCUGCAUAUGACAGUGAGGGCCGAGGCAAGUUGACCGUAUUUUCAGUUAAAGCUAUGUUAGCAACCAUGUGUGGUGGAAAAAUGCUGGACAAAUUGAGAUAUGUUUUCUCCCAGAUGUCAGAUUCCAGUGGCUUAAUGAUAUUUAGCAAGUUUGACCAGUUUCUGAAGGAAGUUCUGAAGCUCCCAACAGCUGUCUUUGAAGGGCCAUCUUUUGGUUACACAGAGCACUCAGUCCGCACCUGUUUUCCACAGCAGAAGAUAAUGCUAAAUAUGUUUUUAGACACAAUGAUGGCCGAUCCUCCUCCCCAGUGCCUUGUCUGGCUACCUCUCAUGCACAGGCUCGCCCAUGUUGAGAAUGUCUUCCACCCCGUGGAGUGCUCCUACUGCCGCUGCGAGAGCAUGAUGGGCUUCCGGUACCGAUGCCAGCAGUGCCACAACUACCAGCUCUGCCAGAACUGCUUCUGGCGCGGCCAUGCCAGCGGCCCUCACAGCAACCAACACCAGAUGAAGGAGCACUCGUCUUGGAAAUCCCCUGCAAAGAAGCUGAGCCAUGCAAUUAGUAAAUCUUUGGGGUGCGUGCCCACCAGAGAACCCCCGCAUCCUGUUUUUCCUGAGCAACCAGAGAAACCACUUGACCUUGCAAAUAUAGUUCCCCCUCGCCCGCUCGCUAAUAUGAAUGAUGCCCUGGUGAGCCACGCCUCUGCGUCCUCCGGAGCGCCCACCCCCACCAAGAGGUUACAGUAUAGCCAGGACAUACCCAGUCACUCGGCCGAUGAGCACGCGCUGAUAGCCUCCUAUGUGGCCCGUCUGCAGCACUGUGCACGUGUCCUGGAUAGUCCCAGCCGACUGGAUGAGGAACACCGACUUAUAGCUCGCUACGCUGCCCGGCUGGCUGCAGAAGCAGGAAACAUGACCCGUCCUCCCACUGACUUGAGCUUUAACUUCGAUGCCAACAAACAACAAAGACAGCUUAUUGCAGAACUGGAAAACAAAAACAGGGAGAUCCUGCAAGAGAUCCAGCGUCUCCGUCUGGAGCAUGAGCAGGCUUCCCAGCCCACCCCCGAGAAGGCGCAGCAGAACCCCACAUUGCUGGCCGAGCUGCGGCUGCUGAGGCAGAGGAAGGACGAGCUGGAGCAGAGAAUGUCGGCACUGCAGGAGAGCAGGCGCGAGCUGAUGGUUCAGCUGGAAGGGCUGAUGAAGCUGCUGAAGGAGGAAGAGCAAAAGCAGGCAGCUCAGGCCACAGGGUCACCGCACACGUCGCCCACGCACGGAGGCGGCCGCCCGAUGCCCAUGCCCGUGCGCUCCACGUCUGCCGGCUCCACCCCCACGCACUGCCCGCAGGACCCACUGAGCGGAGUCGGGGGAGACCUGCAGGAGGCCUUUGCCCAAGGUACGAGGAGAAACCUCCGCAAUGACCUGCUGGUGGCCGCGGACUCCAUCACCAACACCAUGUCGUCCCUGGUGAAGGAGCUCCACUCAGCAGAGGAAGGUGCAGAGGAAGAAAAAGAGAAGAAGCAGGAUGGGAAGGACAGAGGUUAGCAGAGUUGCUGAGCCAGAGAGGAAGCGCAGGGGGCAUGCGGCAAGCUGGCGUUGACACGAGGAAGGCGAGGCCCUCCCCCAGAGGCGCAUUCCUGUCCAUCCUCGGGCUGCACACCUGGACCAGGCUUGCAGGCUGCCAGACCUCACUGCCUGGCAGGGAGAAGGGAGCCCGGAGCCCGUGGGAAGUGGGAGGGGCCGCCCGCUGCCCGUGGGCCUCCCCCGUGCACAGCCCUGCAUGAACCGGCAUCUUCAUCACUCCGCUUGGGCCCGGUCUCAUCUCUGCAGCAGGAACUUUCCGGGAGGUCGAAAAGAGAAAAGAAACAGCACGAAUCUCCUGUG